Messenger RNA from Monomorium pharaonis (pharaoh ant), 2410 nucleotides. It is a transcript of the gene Arp1, whose product is annotated as actin-5C. Gene Ontology annotation, biological process: mitotic cytokinesis. The record is from RefSeq and is a predicted model, not a curated record. The transcript is spliced from 2 exons. Lineage: Eukaryota; Metazoa; Arthropoda; Insecta; Hymenoptera; Formicidae. The coding region runs from base 215 to 1345 and encodes 376 amino acids.
GUGGUGAGAGCGUGCGAUACCGGCUCGUGGCUCACGACUCAUGGUUCUUUUCGAUCGACACCGGACUGGAUCUCGCUCACCUCACAGCGUUCGUGGUGCCGUACGGUAUUCAUUCUGUUGCCACUGGCCGAGAUUAGCACAUUCCCAUUUGAUCGAUCGCUCGCCAACAGCGUUUAAUAACGUUUCUAAAAAGAUAUAAAUCAAGAAAGCAAACAUGUGUGACGAGGAAGUUGCUGCGCUCGUAGUCGACAAUGGAUCUGGUAUGUGUAAGGCUGGCUUCGCCGGAGACGACGCUCCUCGUGCUGUCUUUCCUUCAAUCGUCGGCAGGCCACGUCACCAGGGUGUCAUGGUUGGUAUGGGACAAAAAGAUUCUUACGUCGGUGACGAGGCUCAGUCCAAGAGAGGCAUUCUAACGCUCAAAUAUCCAAUUGAACACGGUAUUGUUACCAACUGGGACGACAUGGAGAAGAUCUGGCAUCACACGUUCUACAAUGAGCUGCGAGUAGCUCCAGAGGAACAUCCGGUCCUUCUCACUGAAGCACCCUUGAAUCCCAAGGCCAAUCGCGAAAAGAUGACACAGAUCAUGUUCGAGACAUUCAACACCCCGGCGAUGUACGUGGCGAUCCAAGCCGUACUGUCGCUGUAUGCUUCUGGUCGUACCACCGGUAUCGUCUUGGAUUCGGGUGAUGGUGUCUCUCACACCGUACCGAUCUAUGAAGGAUACGCUUUACCGCACGCUAUCCUCCGCUUGGAUCUAGCUGGGCGCGAUUUAACUGAUUAUCUUAUGAAGAUUCUCACCGAGAGAGGUUAUUCCUUUACGACCACGGCCGAACGAGAGAUCGUUCGCGACAUUAAGGAGAAACUUUGCUAUGUGGCACUAGACUUUGAACAGGAGAUGGCCACCGCAGCCUCCUCCUCCAGUUUGGAGAAGAGCUACGAACUUCCUGACGGUCAGGUCAUCACUAUAGGCAACGAGCGAUUCCGUUGCCCUGAGGCUCUCUUCCAACCUUCGUUUCUAGGCAUGGAAGCUUGUGGUAUUCACGAGACCACGUACAACUCUAUCAUGAAGUGCGAUGUCGAUAUCCGCAAAGAUCUUUACGCCAAUACUGUUUUGUCUGGUGGCACUACCAUGUACCCUGGCAUAGCCGACAGAAUGCAGAAGGAAAUCACUGCCUUAGCCCCGUCUACUAUGAAGAUUAAGAUUAUUGCUCCACCAGAGAGGAAAUACUCUGUAUGGAUUGGUGGUUCCAUUCUUGCAUCGCUCUCCACCUUCCAACAAAUGUGGAUCUCGAAGCAAGAAUAUGACGAGUCCGGACCCUCCAUUGUCCACAGGAAGUGCUUCUAAACACGUUUUUCAUCGCACACUAUCAUUCCCCGAUCCCAAUGAGACUUUGAGAGAUAGAUAAAUAGAGCAAGAGAGUAUGUGAGAGAGGAGCUUUUGUCUCGUUUCGUAGGCGGACAUAACAUCAACUUCCGCGACGAUUGCCCUUUGGUUUCUCUGGAGGGCAAAGAUAGCUUCUUUCAAUUCGGAUGUACGUGUUUAUACGCGUAAGGUAAGCGUGUCCGAUUGAACGAGAGGAGAGAAGAGCUUACGAUACAUUGCUCUCCUCCCGCAAUUGUUUUCUUCGGUCUCGGCGGCAAUCCAAAAUAAAUCGACGGCUCGUUCUUGCUCGUUUAAACACUGUCAUUUUUCCAUUCGAUAUAACGAUCUUGAACAUGUGCCCCGAUUUCCGAAUAUCUUUUUCUACCUUGUCUUAUAUGGAGUCCAUUGUAUUAUAUAUUUGAAUAACUUGUGUCUGUACGAUAGCAUUUAGCUAAACAUUCCUUGCGAGACAUCCUUCUCUCAACGCGAGAGCAGAACAGAAAGCUUUUCCGUUGAUUCGUUACUCUCUUGUAACGGUAUGCGUAAACUUUGCCAUUUUUCUUUGAGAAUUCAAGCAAGAGAUAUUCAAGUGAAAUAACUCGAAGAUUUUUGUCACGAGAAAGACCGUCAGUUAUCCGCGAACGGAUGACGAAAUGCGGACGCACAAUGGCAAUCUACGUCGAUUGAUGCAUUCCGAUCAAUGUGCGGUAUUUUUUAAGAUACAUGCGUCUAAAUACACGUCAUUUCGCGCAGAAAGACAAGCUUCUUGUUUAUUUUGUUUUUUAUUACAAUUUGUUUAUCGUUGAGGGAAAAGUGACCUUUUUUGUAUUCUUUUUCUUUUUUUUACACGACGGGGUAAACUGCUAAUUUGAAUAAGUUCUACCAACGUUCGUUGAAACGAAAAAAAAAAGGUUUUGACCCCGUAAGCGUAGCCAAAGUAUUAUAAUUUAUUCCCAAUUAUAUUGCGCAAAAACCUUCACGUACACAUCUUAAAGACUACUUUAGACUUAUGGGAUUAUAAAAUAAAAGUCUGGAAGAAAAACAUGA